ACUAAACUCCUCUCUUGUCUCUUUCCUGCACUAGAGGCCAUGGCUGCUGCAAAUCCAGCAAAAAGUCUCCAGGAUGAACUGACCUGUUCCAUCUGUCUGGACUAUUUUAAAGAGCCGGUGUCUCUAGACUGUGAUCACAAUUUCUGCCGAGCCUGCAUCACCCAGUGCUGGGGGGUAUUCGCUACUGAUAUCUCCUGCCCUCAGUGCAGAGAGAUCUUUCCCCAGAGGAACCUCAGGCUGAACAGGCAGCUCAGGAAUGUUGUGGAAGCAGCCAGAGAACUUGGGUUGCAGACAGGGAGGGAACCAGAACCAGAGAGACUGUGUGAGAAACACAAGGAGCCUCUAAAACUGUUCUGCAAAGAGGACAAAAUCCCCAUCUGCCUGGUGUGUGACAGAUCCCAGGAGCACAGAGAUCACACAGUCAUUCCUGCAAAGGAAGCUGCCGAAGAAUUCAAGGAGAAGAUUCAAGCCCAUUUGAAGACGCUGAAGGAAGAGAGAGAAACGCUCCUGGGAUUUAAAGUGAGCGGAGAGAAGAGAAGCCAGGAAUAUCUGAGAAAUACACAAACCGAGAGGCAGAAGAUUGUGUCUGAAUUUCAGCAACUGCGGCAGUUCCUGGAGGAACAAGAGCGACUCCUGCUGGCCCAGCUAGAGAAGCUGGACAAGGAGAUAGUGAAGAUACAGAAUGAAAAUGUCAGUAAAUUAUCUGAGGAAAUUUCCCGUCUCGAUAACGUGAUCAGUGAGAUGGAGGGGAAGUGUCAGAAGCCAGUGACUGAAUCGUUGCAGGACGUCAGAAACACCUUCAGCAGGUCUGUGAAGGGGAAGUUCCAGCAGCCAGAGGAGAUUUCUCCUAAGUUAGAAUUAAGACUCAGUGAUUUCUACCAGAAAAAUGUUGCUCUCAUGGAGACUCUCAGGAAGUUCAAAGACACUCUGCCAUCUGCACUGGAGACAAAAAGAGGAGGAUUCCUAGGAACAUUCAGACAGGUGAAUGUGACUCUGGAUCCAGACACGGCUCAUCCCAAACUCGUCCUGUCUGAGGAUUGGAAAAGUGUGAGAUGGGGAGACACACGGCAGCGACUGCCCAACAACCCUGAGAGAUUUGACACUCGGCCCUGUGUGCUGGGCUGUGAGGGAUUCACCUCAGGGAGACAUUGCUGGGAGGUGGAGGUGGGAGAUGGGGGAUGCUGGGCUGUGGGGGUGGCCAGAGUGUCUGUGGGGAAGAAGGGACAGAUCAGCCAUAGCCCUGAGGGGGGGAUCUGGGCUGUGCAGCGGUUGGGGGGUCAGUUCCAGGCUCUCACCUCCCCUGUGACCCCCCUGCCCCUGAGACAGGCCCCCAGCAGGAUCCAGGUUUGUCUGGACUGUGACCGGGGGCAGGUGACAUUUAUCGAUGCUGGUGACGAGGCCCCGAUCUUCACUUUCCCGCCCGGCUCCGUCCCUGGGGGGAGAAUCCGACCCUGGCUCUGGCUGGGGCGGGGAUCCCGGCUCAGACUGUGUCCCUGAGACACAGCAGAAAGAGGAACUGGAAAUCAGCCUCUUUAGCCACAUGGACCCAAGUCUCUAUGAUCUUGGAGGACUCCCAUCUACCCAGCCCCUUUCUCUUCAUCUCUAUGGCUGCUGGAAGUUCCUUCCCUUCACUCUCUGCAGCCCCAGGGAUGGGAGG
This is a messenger RNA of Mauremys reevesii (Reeves's turtle), 1657 nucleotides long. RefSeq names its product zinc finger protein RFP-like. Gene Ontology annotation, molecular function: zinc ion binding; protein binding. NCBI's taxonomy places the organism in Eukaryota, Metazoa, Chordata, Testudines, Geoemydidae. The record is from RefSeq and is a predicted model, not a curated record. Bases 40 to 1497 code for a protein of 485 amino acids. The transcript has 7 exons.